Molecule: messenger RNA, 6572 nt
Organism: Pygocentrus nattereri (red-bellied piranha)
Lineage: Eukaryota; Metazoa; Chordata; Actinopteri; Characiformes; Serrasalmidae
Gene: tmtopsb
Product: teleost multiple tissue opsin b
Exons: 4
Coding region: 1-1218 (405 amino acids)
Biological process (GO): visual perception; G protein-coupled receptor signaling pathway
Cellular component (GO): photoreceptor outer segment; membrane
Molecular function (GO): G protein-coupled receptor activity
Source: RefSeq, a predicted model, not a curated record
AUGCUCGAGUCCAACGCGAGCUUGAGCUGCGCGGGCUGCUCCGCCGGCGGAGGCGAUGACGGGAGCACCGGCCGGCUCGGGGGCCCCGAGGCGCCGCCCCACGACCUCAGCCCCACCGGCCACCUGGUGGUCGCCGUGUGCCUCGGCUUCAUCGGCACCUUCGGCUUCAUGAACAACGCGCUCGUCCUCCUGCUCUUCUGCCGCUACCGGCUGCUGCGCUCGCCUAUCAACUGCCUCCUCGUGAGCAUCUCCGUCAGCGACCUGCUGGUGUGCGUGCUCGGGACGCCGUUCAGCUUCGCCGCCAGCACGCGCGGGCGCUGGCUGAUCGGCGGCGCGGGCUGCGUGUGGUACGGCUUCGUCAACUCCUUCUUGGGUAUAGUGUCUCUGAUCUCCCUGGCGGUGCUGUCCUACGAGCGAUACUGCACCAUGAUGGGAGCCACACAGGCCGACGCCACCAACUACAGAAAGGUGAUCAUGGGCAUCACUUUCUCCUGGAUUUACUCCAUGCUCUGGACUGUGCCUCCGCUGUUCGGCUGGAGCCGCUACGGCCCAGAGGGGCCAGGCACUACCUGCAGUGUCAACUGGACCACUAAAACAGCCAACAAUGUGUCUUACAUCAUCUGCCUCUUCUUCUUCUGCCUCAUCCUCCCCUUUAUUGUGAUUGUCUACAGCUAUGGUAAGCUGCUACAAGCCAUUAAGCAGGUGAGCAGGAUCAACACGGAGGUGAGUCGUAAGCGGGAACAGCGUGUGCUCUUCUUGGUGGUCACCAUGGUGGUGUGUUACCUGCUGUGCUGGUUGCCCUACGGCAUCAUGGCCCUGGUGGCCACGUUCGGCCAGCCUGGCCUGGUCACUCCGGAGGCCAGCAUUGUGCCAUCUCUGCUCGCCAAGACCAGCACCGUCAUCAACCCGGUCAUCUACAUCUUCCUGAACAAGCAGUUCUACAGAUGUUUCCGAGCCCUGCUGAUGUGUUCUGUUCCAGAGAGAGGUUCCAGUUACAAAUACUCGUCCAAGGGCACCAAAAUUCUCAGGAAAAUGCGACGUGCCGAUGGCCACCAUGCGACCUUCGUGGUGGCCACAGCUGGCCAACCCACUGGCUGCGCUGGAGACAGCGUCAGGCCAAAGGGCGGCUCUGAGGGUGAAGGCCAGCCACCCUCAGCAGGCCCAUCUCCAGGAACAGUGAAACCUGCCGUCUCACUCGUGGCCUAUUACAGCGGCUGAGCAUGAAGAAUGGCCAAAGUUAGCCAACCCUGUAGUCCUGCUCCGGUAGAGGUGAAGAGGUGGUGACCGGGGGAGCUGUGAGCAGUGACCCAGUGGAGCUGUGGAUCACUGAGAGCCAAGAAAGAGUCAAUAUGAUUAGUGAAGAGAAGAGUAAUGUCUGAAAGAUGACUGAUCAGCCUGUUCUGCAGAAAAGUGAUGAGCUCAGGAGGGAACUGUCUUUUUAAGCAUAAUUCAAACUUACAUGGAUAGGACACUUUAGGGCCUCACUGAUAUAUCAUUUGACUGAUAAUAUCAGUCAAUAUUGGGCCUCCACAGAAUUAUUGGCAGCGGCAAAAAUCUAGUAGAUACCACAAAGUGAUUGAAUUGAUUCUAUUUCUUUUAUGUAUAAAAUUACAGCAGUACAGGCUGAACCACCAUAAUACAAACAGCAAUAUACGUAUAAAACAUGAGCUUUAGCAUUACUUUUUAUUCUUUUAUUUCUGUUUUUUAAUUUCCCUUCACAGAAACAAUAAUUACAGCGAAUCAGGAAAAUCAGUAAGAAUGCUAGGAAGCUCCGCCCCAUUGAUAUUUAUAUCAUUUAAGAUUUUCCAUUGUUUCAGUAUAAGAAAUGUGGCAGUUAGGAACUGACAAUCAUAUCUGACGAUUCAGUUUAGCACUAAUCAGGGUUGUUUUUAGACCUGUAGUAAAUCAAAGUUCAUGUUCUGUGUUGUGGUUCUAUCUGUGUGGUUUCUCGGUAAGCCUAAUAAUAAAAGGGGAUAUCAACAUAUUUAAGGUAAAACGGAGAAGGUUUUAACUUUUGAGUCAACAGUUUAGCAGUGGAGGUCACAUUAUUGCCCUUUUUAUGUAGAGAUUCAUAUAUUUAACAUUUUUAACCAUCAGAAAAUAAGUCAGGGCUGUAUUAAGAAAGUUCUAGGAUCAGAUUUUUCACAAAUGUGUAUUACAGAAGCAAGUUUUAUCUUAAUUUAGGAAUUUUAUCUCAAGUUAGGAAAGCUUAAUCUACCUAAUGUCGUCAACCAGUUCAUCAUCUGCUGUUAUGUCUGUACCAAGUAACAGCUGAAACGUUAACAAAUGCUUGUUACUCUUUACAAUGUUUGUAAAUUUCAUGAAGAAUUGACCAAAAGAAACGGCCCAAAAUUACUUGGAAAGACGUCUGGUUCCAUUGACUUGCAUUAAAAGUAAAGUAGUUUUUCUCCUUCUCCUGUAAAGUUAUACGAGGUUGCCCUGCGAUGGACUGGUGACCUGUCCAGGGUGUAUACUGGCUUACAUACAAUGACUUCAGGGAUAGGCUCCAGCUAACGCCACAGCCCAGAAGGAUAAUCGGCUUAGAAGAUGUGUGUGUGUGUGGAUACGAGGUCUUCUUCAGACAACAGCAAUAUGAAACAUGAACAACUACGUAAUGAAAAAUUAUUUGCCUUUUUUUUUAUUUACAUCAAAUGUGUCAUCCAGUACAAUAAUGAAGCAAGAGAUGAAAAUACACUUAACUGACACCUCGAACCACCAAUGCACAUCCUCGCUGUGCUCUUUCCUUCUGGACAAACUUUAUGCAAAUGAGCUGAGUGGUGACCAAUCAGAUUGCUGACAUGUAGUGCCAUCAUUGUUUAGGUCACACCCACAGUCACACACUGAGAUGUAACACUAGAGCGCACACCAAGCGAGAAAUAAACGGCUGGUAAAACGUUAUUGCGUUAGAUUAUUUUUGGAAGUUGAAAACAACAUUAAGCUGCUUUAGGGCCCAGAGCAACCGGCAUGUGUUUUAGUGACACAACCCCAAAGAGGCCAACAGUUUUUUGUACUGUAAUCGAAAUACAGCACUCAGUUUCAGUGCACAACUACUACAGAUUUUAAAAAGUAUAUACAUAAAAUAGAAAGGAAUUUGUUUCUUUAUAACACAUGCACACAAGUUUUUUCUGUGCGCAAUACAAUAUGAAGAUUUUAUAUUUUUAGCAGUGACAAUCCUGAAAUCUGGGAGUGCUACAGCCCCCCCAGCACCCCCCACUUUCCUUAUCUCUGAAGACGUCAUCAAAAUAAUGUUAAAAUUAUAAGUUACAGCUACUGUUAUCAAUAAAAAAUGGUCAAACCAAAUUAAAGUGCAAUACACUGGAGAUUAAGAACAUUGUGACAGUGGCCUGUGCUGUCGCCACUCCCCAGUUUCAGUUUCCAUUUCCCAAAUGCUUUAGCCAGCAGCGCUGACGUUAUUCUAUAUAGUAAACACUCAAUCACUUCCCUGAAUUAUUUUAUUUAAAUUUUUUGUCUACAUUAACACACAAAGGUAAUAAGAGGAGAGUGGAGAUUGUGUCUGCAGUGUCUGUGGUUUUUAUAAAACGCAGAAUUAAAAAAAAGUCUAAAGUCAAAUCACAACAUAAAUAAAUAAGCACACAUUAUGCUAUCAGUGAACUGAUAGAAAUGGAUGUAAAAAGUUUUUUUUAGUAACUUUUAUCAAAAGUUGCCAAAACCUAAAGCCAGAAUAUACAGCCUACGUAUUUGUAAUAUUCAGCCUAUGAAAAUGUUUUCUAGGAUGUUUUGUUUGCAUUGCACCAAAAGUCCGAAGCUCUUGGCACUAAGAAGGCUGUUGGCUUCUUGAGCCUUUUAAUGAAUUAGGAGAGCUUGGCUCUAGUGGACCUGGACUGGACGUUGAGGCCUGUAUGAGCAGGUGGAUGCAUUUGGAUUGUAUUCUAUCUACUGUGACACUGCAGAACCUGGAAACAAACACAAGAGCGAGAGACUGUUGAAAAACUGCUUCAGGGGAUUACACAGCGAAAGCUGAAACCUUGUACAGGAACGUUUGAGAUUUAGGGCUAGAAAUCCUAUUAGAAAAUAAAUCAAUUUUUUACGCUUCAGCAUAAUGCUUUUACAGCGCUGGGUGAGAGUGAAGAGAAGUGUUGGAUUUACAUUUUAACCAGUCGCAUUAUGAUCAGCCCAGUUUAGUUCCGUACCCUAAACUAGACUACCUGAAUAAUCCUGCCAAUGCUUGACUAUAGGCUGUUUUGAGAAGUUUCUUAUUAUGAUUAUUAUUCACUAUAAACCCUUUAUGGCCACUGAUGAAGUAGAUUAAUGAAUGUGGUAAUGUAUACAUUAUUAGCGCAGGUCUAUGGACUGAGCUCCAUACCACUGGGUUCAAAAUGAGCACACUAGCACUUUAUGUCUCAGAAUAGAAAUUAAGGAUUACAGGCAGUUUGUACCACAGAGUAGCACAUACGAUACCAAGAGCCUCUUUCAUGUUGAUUGUUCAUGUUAAUUAUGUUAGUUAUGAAUAAUUCAUGUGAAAAUCUGGAAAUUGCUUUAGAGUAUGACUGCAGUUAUGAUGCCAUUUUUAUAUAGCAGUAUAGUGCAAAUAGGUUGUAUGUUAAAUUACAUUUGUGGAUAUCGUGUGAUUGUGUGUUAGUGGCUCGGUGGUUUUGUGUGACCCAUUUUAGUGAUUUGUAUAUUUUUGGAUUUGACGCCUACUCAACUUUUGUAGAUGUGGUUGAAUGAGAGAUUUUAAAGAGUGGACUCACAGAUCUUCUGCAGGAGUGCUACACAUCUCCAAAUGGUGAACUUGCUUGGUGUCGGAGGUUUGCUUCUUUAGUUUGGCGCUGGAGCUAUGAGGCUAAUUGGCUAACGGGUAAUGGAAGCUUAUUUUUAGGCCUCGUUUUUGCGAUGACCUUGUGCUGAUUUCUGUAAACCAUGCUGAGUUGUGAAGUGAUCUCAAAUAGACUUGUUUAUGUGGUGACACUGUACAUACUCAACCAUUAAAAUGGAGAAAAGUACAGUCUAAUUUCUGGUCUCGGGGCCAAAAGCAAUCGCAUAAGCGAGUGAAAUGACAUCAUUGGCUAAUAGAACUGUUUUUCUGCUGUAAGAAUUAAUGUUCACUUUUAUCGAAUGUAUUCUUUGCACACGUGACCCAUUUAGGGGGCGCCUGUCCCCCAGGCCCCAAUGAUGGCCACGUAAACAGGCAGGAAGACGGGCCCCGAACCCCAAGCGAGGACAAAACCCUGCGUGGACAACAGGGAGAGAAGGAGAGCUGUGAGGAAGCCCCAUCUCCGAGGCGCCGCCUCCUGUUCCGUAGCAAGGCCGUGAUCAGGGCCUGGAGAACAGGUGCACGGCCCAAGGGCCUUUUCAGUUAUGCUAACUUAUGUUUCAUCCAAGGGCUAGCAACAGGCUUGCUGAAUGAAGACAAGAGCUCUGCAUUCGGAAGGUGUUGGACUGAUUUAGAAAUUUCAUGCUCAGUUUGUUGCUACCCUAAUGAGUCUAUGUUCCCACACACAUUUAGCCCAAGAUUUACAUCUACAUAACUGACCCAGGAUAUUCUUCUUAGGCGGUCCGCAAACUUUUGUCCAUUUGUAUAUAUAACAGUGUAACAUACAAGGUCAGAAGCCACUUAAGCACGUCUGUUUGACGUUGCUAAACGACUCUGGUUAGUUCCACAAACCUAGUAGCUCCAGUGCUAAAGGAAAGAAGCAAGCUUCUGGCACCAAAUGUGUCUUGGCGGAUCAGCUACAUCCGAGUUGGGGGAAGGGUCAAAGUGAUUUUGGUCAAACUGGUACUUUAAAGUGUGGUCAGAUAAAGACCACCAUGUAGGACACGGUGAGUUCAUUCUCAGUAUGUGUAAAAAUGCAUCGCAUCGCUGCUUCAACAGUUUUCUGUCAGUUUUCAUACCACUUCAGAUGCUUUUAAGUGUGCGUCUUCUUCUUCUUACACUUGAGACAGACAAAGUGAGAUGGCCGAUUACUUUUGUUUACUUCUGAAACCUCAGUCUGUUCCGAAUGACAACAGUGCAGUUGGGUUCUCUUUGUUUAUUUGUUCUGAGUGAACACAUUAUGCAGGGUCUGAUCGUUUGGUCGAAUCACUCUGAGUCUCGUGUGUGUGUGUGUGUGAGAGAGAGUGUGUGUGUGUGUGUGUGUGUGUGAGAGAGGGAGAGAGAGGGAAUGAUGCAUCAUCAGACCAGAAGGAUGUUUAAUUCUCAACAAGAUCGAAAUACAAAAGAACCUUUUUGACAUUCUAAACUACAAAAUCUCACCUCAGUUGUAAAAUGUCAGUGACCUCAUUUGUGGAUGUUAUUUAUGAACAGGGCAAUAAAUGUAAAUAAAAUGCUCAUUUCCUUAAAUUCUGCUUCAUUGCAAACCGCGGAGGGAGUCAGUCGCCUUGCACAUUUUUAUGUAACUCAGUACCUAAAAACAGUCGAGUUUCACACUGAAAUAAGAAAGGUGAGGUGUUGAUUAUGGUGUCAGUGGCCUCCAUGUUUGGAAUAUUAGAUGUAUAUAAUGUUUGGAAUAAUAGAUGUAUAUUUGUCCUACAACUGCUUUUGUAUGGCUUGUAGUAUUAAAAUAUGUACUCUCUCUCUUUGUAAUAUUGCCCUCUCAAUAAAGAAAGAUGAA